Molecule: messenger RNA, 1615 nt
Organism: Lagenorhynchus albirostris (white-beaked dolphin)
Lineage: Eukaryota; Metazoa; Chordata; Mammalia; Artiodactyla; Delphinidae
Gene: SSR1
Product: signal sequence receptor subunit 1
Exons: 9
Coding region: 113-1111 (332 amino acids)
Cellular component (GO): endoplasmic reticulum membrane; endoplasmic reticulum
Source: RefSeq, a predicted model, not a curated record
GGUACGUGCCCCACUCCUCCCCGCCCGAAGCCCGGAUGAAGAGUAACGCCAUUACCGCCGGAGCCGCCGAGAGUCGUUGCGGACGGGGACUGGGCGCCGGAGCGGCCGCGCCAUGAAGCCCUUCUCCCGCCUGCUGCUGCUUCUCCUGCUGGUGUUACCCGCCACUCUUUUGCUCCGAGGCCGCCCUGGAGGCUCAUUGGCAGCGGCUCAAGAUCUUACAGAAGAUGAAGAAACGGUGGAAGAUUCUGUAAUUGAAGAUGAAGAUGAUGAAGCAGAAGUGGAAGAAGAUGAACCCACAGAUUUGGCUGAAGAUAAAGAGGAAGAAGAUGUAUCUGGUGAACCUGAAGCUUCACCAAGUGCAGAUACAACCAUCCUGUUUGUGAAAGGAGAAGAUUUUCCAGCAAAUAACAUUGUGAAGUUCCUGGUAGGCUUUACCAACAAGGGCACAGAAGAUUUUGUCGUUGAAUCUCUAGAUGCCUCGUUCCGUUAUCCUCAGGACUACCAGUUCUACAUCCAGAAUUUCACGGCUCUUCCUCUGAACACUGUAGUGCCGCCCCAGAGACAGGCAACUUUUGAGUACUCCUUCAUUCCCGCAGAGCCCAUGGGUGGCCGGCCCUUUGGUCUAGUCAUCAAUCUGAACUACAAAGAUUUGAACGGCAAUGUUUUCCAAGAUGCUGUCUUCAAUCAAACAGUUACAGUUAUUGAGAGAGAAGAUGGGCUAGAUGGAGAAACAAUCUUUAUGUAUAUGUUCCUUGCUGGUCUUGGGCUUUUGGUGGUGGUUGGCCUUCAUCAACUCCUAGAAUCUAGAAAGCGCAAGAGACCCAUACAGAAGGUAGAGACGGGUACCUCGAGUCAGAGUGAUGUUGACAUGAGCUGGAUUCCUCAGGAAACUUUGAAUCAGAUCAAUAAAGCUUCACCCAGAAGGCUGCCCCGGAAACGGGCACAGAAGAGAUCGGUGGGAUCUGAUGAACGCAGGAAGGGGGAGGCGCAGAUGUCGCCAGCGCCCCCGCAGCGCUGCCACCCCCUCGCCACGCGGGCGGGGCCCCGCCACCGAGGCUGCUUGCAGCAGAAACACGCCGGCCCCGCUCCUGCACCGCUCUGCUCCUCGUGAAGGCUGGGACGGCGCUGGCCCCUCGGCGGGAUCUGCGGAGGAGCCACCGCCGGGCUGGCUGUGUGGCAGGGCUCAGCGGCCUCUGCGGAGCAGCUGCUGUGCGGUGUCGUCCUCUGCCCGCGGGAGGAUGGGCCACCGUCCCCACCGGCGAGGACGCGUGAACCCGGGGACCCACGCCGCCGGGUCCUCCGUUUGGCCUGCGCUUCCCCGUCACGGGGACGGUGACCCGGGCAGGAUGCCAGCCCGUGAUGUGGUGGCUGGAACACACACCUUAGCGGCCGCCGGUGUCGACUUAGGGGAUGUUCAGAGACGAGCCGGGCGGGGAGGGCUUGGUGCCGAGAUGAGUGAUGCUUCGUGUGGGCACGCGUCCAGGUGACGGGGCCCUUCCCCCAAGCGGAGGCCCGCGUCUGUGUGUUGGGCUCACAACAGGUUCUUAUGCUGACGUGAACUGAGUUGAACUGCACUGAAUCGAAUUGGAUGGAAAUAAAUUGAACUGAAAGGCUA